This is a messenger RNA of Scheffersomyces stipitis CBS 6054, 1746 nucleotides long. It is a transcript of the gene GDA1, whose product is annotated as guanosine diphosphatase. The transcript has 2 exons. Gene Ontology annotation, biological process: protein N-linked glycosylation; nucleoside diphosphate catabolic process. Gene Ontology annotation, cellular component: membrane; Golgi apparatus. Gene Ontology annotation, molecular function: GDP phosphatase activity; UDP phosphatase activity. The record is from RefSeq and is a predicted model, not a curated record. Lineage: Eukaryota; Fungi; Ascomycota; Pichiomycetes; Serinales; Debaryomycetaceae. The coding region runs from base 1 to 1698 and encodes 565 amino acids.
AUGUUCUCUAACCGAAACGUUCGCUACCUCCUUCUGGCGUUAGCCAUCUUGGGGAUUGUGGCCUUUUUCGCAACCACGCAAAACUCGCUAGGCUCAUCCAUCCAAAGAACCAAGCCUGCCGUCUCAGGGGAUGCAGCUGUCCCAUUACUGGGUGAAAUGGAUAAUGUUGAUACUUUACAGGGAAAACCUCACCAAGGAAACGAACCUCCAUACCAACAAAAUGAUAACAAGAAACCAGCGGCUCCCGGCCAGGUCGAAGCCAACAAGGAUCUUGCUCCAGAAACCGAAACCGAAUCUACUGAAGGUUCAGUCGUCAACCAGUCCUCGCCAAAGACGACCAAGACUAAACCCAAGACUAAGGGCAAGCCCAAAGGCUCUUGUAAAGAAGUUGACUAUGUGGUUAUGAUUGACGCUGGUUCUACUGGCUCCAGAGUCCACGUAUAUGCGUUCAACACCUGUGUAUCACCACCUAAGUUAUUGAGUGAAGAGUUCAAGAUGUUGAAGCCAGGCUUGUCUUCCUUCGAUACCGAUACCAAGGGAGCUGCUGAAUCACUCGAUCCAUUGUUGAAACUUGCCUUAGAAACCGUUCCAGAAGCCAAGAGAGGCUGUACUCCUGUGGCUGUCAAGGCCACUGCUGGGUUGAGACUUUUAGGUAAGGAAAAGUCUGACGCCAUUUUGGCGGAAGUCAGAGCGCACUUGGAAAAUGAUUACCCAUUUGCUGUCGUUCCCGGUGACGGUAUAUCUAUCAUGGAAGGCAAAGACGAAGGUGUCUAUGCCUGGAUCACCACCAACUACUUGUUGGGUAACAUCGGAAGUUCAGAAAAGAACCCUACUGCUGCUGUAUUUGACUUGGGUGGAGGUUCUACUCAGAUUGUAUUUGAGCCUCAAUUUGGUGACAACGAGAAGAUGGUCGAAGGUGACCACAAAUACGAUUUCACGUUUGGUGACAGAGACUUCCUGCUUUACCAGACUUCGCACUUGGGCUACGGAUUGAUGCAAGGUAGAAACAAGAUCAACGCCAAGGUCAUCCAGGGCAGUUUGAAAGAACACCCAGACUUGGAAAAGCUCAGCGACAAGGCAUCCACCAAGGGUGCUAAGGCCUCUAUCACCAUCAACAAUCCUUGUAUUCCUCCAAAUGUAAUUGCUCAUGAUGUAGUAGUUGAAGUUUCUGAAUCGGAAUUCUACGUUGUCAACUUCCAGGGUCCAUCAACUCCUGGUGGAACUCUCUGUCGUGCCAUUGCCGAGCAGGUGCUCAACAAGGAUGCCGAAUGUACCUCCAAGCCAUGUUCGUUCAAUGGUGUGCACCAGCCUUCAUUAGUCAAGUCUUUCCAGAAGACUUCUGACAUGUUCGUAUUCUCGUAUUUCUACGAUAGAACCAACCCCUUGGGUUUCCCCUCUUCUUUCACCGUCGAGGAGUUGGCUGACUUGGCCAAGAUCGUGUGUAACGGCGAAACCUUGUGGCAGGAAGUUCUCUUGGACGACCACAUCAAGGAAUUGAAGGAAGAGCCUCAAUGGUGUACCGAUUUGUCGUUCAUCACAGCCAUGUUGCACACAGGUUACGACAUUCCCUUCCACAGAGAAUUGAAGACUGCCAAGACGAUCGACGGCAACGAGUUGGGAUGGUGUUUGGGAGCAUCGUUGCCAUUGUUGGACAAGACCAACUCCGGCUGGCAAUGUAGAGUUGAAGAGACCAACUAGUCCGCAUAGAUAGUAUUCGCAUUCAUACAAUGUAUAUUAUUUGAGUAU